Molecule: messenger RNA, 968 nt
Organism: Pan troglodytes (chimpanzee)
Lineage: Eukaryota; Metazoa; Chordata; Mammalia; Primates; Hominidae
Gene: PAEP
Product: progestagen associated endometrial protein
Exons: 7
Coding region: 25-567 (180 amino acids)
Molecular function (GO): small molecule binding
Source: RefSeq, a predicted model, not a curated record
UCAGAGCCACCCACAGCCGCAGCCAUGCAGUGCCUCCUGCUCACCCUGGGCGUGGCCCUGGUCUGUGGUGUCCCGGCCAUGGACAUCCCCCAGACCAAGCAGGACCUGGAGCUCCCAAAGUUGGCAGGGACCUGGCACUCCAUGGCCAUGGCGACCAACAACAUCUCCCUCAUGGCGACGCUGAAGGCCCCUCUGAGGGUCCACAUCACCUCACUGUGGCCCACCCCCGAGGACAACCUGGAGAUCGUUCUGCACAGAUGGGAGAACAACAGCUGUGUUGAGAAGAAGGUCCUUGGAGAGAAGACUGAGAAUCCAAAGAAGUUCAAGAUCAACUAUACGGUGGCGAACGAGGCUACGCUGCUCGAUACUGACUACGACAAUUUCCUGUUUCUCUGCCUAAAGGACACCACCACCCCCAUCCAGAGCAUGAUGUGCCAGUACCUGGCCAGAGUCCUGGUGGAGGAUGAUGAGAUCAUGCAGAGAUUCAUCAGGGCUUUCAGGCCCCUGCCCAGGCACCUAUGGUACUUGCUGGACUUGAAACAGAUGGAAGAGCUGUGCCGUUUCUAGCUCGUCUCCGCCUCCAGGAAGACUGGACUCCCACCCUUCCACACCUCCAGAGCGGUGGGACUUCCUCCUGCCCUUUCAAAGAAUAUCGACAGCUCAGAAGACGAUGACGUGGUCAUCUGUGUCCCCAUCCCCUUCCUGCUGCACACCUGCACCACGGCCAUGGGGAGGCUGCUCCCUGGGGGCAGUCUCUGGCAGAGAUUAUUAAUAAACCCUUGGAGCAUGUCCUGUCUGGAUGCGCAGUCACUGCUGGGUGUGGGAUUCAGGAACAAGGGCCUGGGGUCGGGGCAGGCCCAGGCCACCGCCUGGCAGAACCGGAGCUGCUACAGACCCAUGGGCAGCUUCUGGUGGAGAAAAUACCUCAAGUUUCUUAUCUACAAAAUAGAAGGGUCCACUUUCACAAA